AUGAUGCCCACCAGCUGGCCGGCGCCGCCACCAGGCGUCCCCUACGCGGCACCUCCUGCCAAUUACGCCUAUCCUCCCAAUCCAGCAUACACCGCAGUCCAGGCUCGCCAGAGCUUCGGCCAGUAUCCUCCUCCCCCUGCCGCAGCCCCCGUCUACAGCUCGCCAUCCCAGACCACGGUAGCCUCCGAACAAAACGCUCAAGUCCCGCCACCUCAACCUCAGCGCAAGGUUGAGUGGCCGCCCUCUGUCCGCGACUAUGUCCAAAAGUCCUUUUUGCCUGCCAACAUGGAUCCCUCUGUGUCUCGCCCCGAGAUUGAAGCCAAGCUGAAAGAGACCAUCUCCCAUCACAUGGAAAAUGGCACUCUCGAGUCCACCGACUGGACAAACGUGCCGUUUCCUGCCGCUUUGAUUAAGAACGAGCGACAAGUCCAGCUGAACUCCACUCCGAGUGCUGCCUUUUCCUAUGAUGCACGAUAUGACACUUCGACGCCCAACCCGAAGAAGCGCAAGUCCAAUGAAUUUACUGCGGAUGACAAGACUGUUCCUUGGCGCUCUACUAACAGCAACCGAUCCAACGCCCUGGAAGACCGCAUCUCUUUCGCGUCCCCCGACAAACGAGCCAGCUUCGACGAACCUCUGCCCAAGUCAAGUAAGUUUCAGAAGCAGUUGGAGAAGCGACAACGCCGUUUCGAUGGUGGAUAUAAGUCAUCCUAUCGAUCGCCCAGUCCUCCGCCUUCAGAUGGUCCCGUUGUCGGCACCAGUGAGACCUUGGAGAAGAGGUACCUUCGCUUGACAGCUCCUCCCGUGCCCUCCCAGGUUCGUCCGGAGCGUGUCUUGCACAAGACGAUGGAUCUCCUGAAGAAGAAGUGGAAGAAAGAGGGCAACUACUCUUACAUCUGCGAUCAGCUCAAGUCCAUGCGUCAAGACCUGACAGUGCAACGGAUCAAGAACGACUUCACAGUUUCCGUCUACGAACUCCACGCUCGCAUCGCCUUGGAGAAGGGGGACCUUGGUGAGUAUAAUCAGUGCCAGACCCAGUUGCGUACCCUGUACGCCAAAGGCCUGAAAGGGAACCCCAUCGAAUUCAAGGCAUACCGCAUUUUGUAUUUUAUUCACACCGCCAACCGUACCGGUCUUAAUGAUACGUUGGCAGAUCUAACCACAGCAGAGAAGGAGGAGCGGCCCAUCAAGCACGCAAUGCAGGUGCGGUCCGCUCUCGCCUUGGGAAACUACCACAAAUUCUUCCAGCUUUACCUGGAUACUCCCAACAUGGGAGCGUACCUCAUGGACAUGUUCGUCGUUCGUGAGCGUCUCGCUGCUCUGUGCAACAUUUGCAAGGCAUACAAGCCAGACGUAAAGUUACGGUUCAUCACUGAGGAGCUCGGCUUCGAGUCCGACGUUGAUGCGGCUCAAUUCAUUGUCGACUACAAUGGUCAGCAUCUUCUCGAAGAACGAUCAGAGUACAUCGCUCUGUUGACCGGCAAAGCCGGACCACUGUUCGAAUCUGCGAGGACCGAAGCUUUCCGCAAGGUUGACAUCAAAGGCCAGAUCUGA
Messenger RNA from Colletotrichum aenigma, 1554 nucleotides. RefSeq names its product THP3-like protein. Lineage: Eukaryota; Fungi; Ascomycota; Sordariomycetes; Glomerellales; Glomerellaceae. The coding region runs from base 1 to 1554 and encodes 517 amino acids. The transcript has 3 exons. The record is from RefSeq and is a predicted model, not a curated record. Gene Ontology annotation, cellular component: nucleus.